AUGCCAGCCCCAACCUUACGCCAGCUCUGCACAGCGACUGCGAUCCGGAACGUGAAAUAUCUCAACGAUAUCGGCAAUGUUCCCUACACGCUUGCCCGCCCUUUCCUUUUGAAGAUCGAGAGCCCGGAGAAACUGAGGUCCCUCGAAUUGCAAUCUCCACAUAUCAUGAAAGAUGAUGUUGAACUAUGGAUGGAAUUUAUAAAGCGAGAUAUACCCAAAUGGGACGAGUAUCAGUUACCAGAUCAGCCGGACUGCUGGUACGACGUAUACUGCGAGCUACGAGAGGAAGUCCAAAGGGCUGUUGAUGAGGAUGCGGAAAAGCUCAAGAUAGCUCUCGAUGGCAUAAGUUCAGAGCGAGCCAAACAUAGCACCCAAUUUGUCACCGAUCGACGAACUGUUCGCCUUCCACGAGAUCGACCGACAGCAAAGCAACGGUAUGCCUCUUACGACCGAAAAAUGGGCGGUAUCGCUCCCGUCUUCUCGUCCAAAACCGGAGGAGGUGCCUCUUCUGAUCCUAUGGGGUCUCCUGUUUGGUCCUUUGAACGACCAUCAGUCCCUCGUUCGCAGACCCCGAAGAGAAAUAAUAUCUUUGCAGCACCAAAGAGGAACAGUGCAUUGGCUGUCCCUACUAAGCAGCUCAGCAACAGGGCGACUCAGGUAAGGCAGGCUCCCCGUUCUUUGAUAGAGGAACAUCGUCGACCUGCUGAGCCAGCCGUUGCCCGGAAACCAACGCUACGUGCACCCGGGCGCUCGGGCCUGCAGGAUACUUCAAGCACGCGGGGCCAAAGCAGCCCUGCGCUGAGCUCUUCCUUGCAAGAAAGAGAGUCCAGACUACGUGCAAUAACCACAGGUCAUGCCUCGGCUUCUUCCCAGUCUCGCACUCCACUGCAAGCGUCAUCCCCGGGAAGAUCUACAUCGGCCAGACCUUUGUCCGGCUCUCAGCCUACUUCGUCGAAACCCCAGCCCCGAAUGUCGUCUAGUACAAGUUUUGAAGGCCAUGAACAACCCAAAUAUGGUGCAAAUACUGAUUCUGACGAGCCGAAAAUGUCACCAACUCGUGCGCCAAUUCGAAAAAGGCCUGCUCCUAACCUUUUCAUACAACCGAAGAAGAAGAAGGUGAACUAA
Messenger RNA from Aspergillus puulaauensis, 1125 nucleotides. RefSeq lists its product as uncharacterized. Gene Ontology annotation, biological process: transcription elongation by RNA polymerase II. The record is from RefSeq and is a predicted model, not a curated record. The coding region runs from base 1 to 1125 and encodes 374 amino acids. Gene Ontology annotation, cellular component: elongin complex; nucleus. The transcript is spliced from 3 exons. NCBI's taxonomy places the organism in Eukaryota, Fungi, Ascomycota, Eurotiomycetes, Eurotiales, Aspergillaceae.